AUAGUUUAUCUUCAAAUUAAUUUCUAUUCAUCACUAGAGAAAUUAGCUAGCAAUGGCAGCAGCAGCUGCUCGUCGAGUAUUCUUGUUGUUCUUUGAUCUUCUACUUCUGUCAAUUUUCUCAGGCGUGGCUGUUUCCAAGACGAUUGUGGAAACUCUACCAGGGUAUCCUGGAAAACUUCCGUUUAAGCUUGAAACAGGAUAUGUGGGUGUUGGUGAUUCGGAUGAAUUGCAGUUGUUUUAUUACUUCAUUGAAUCAGAAAGAAAUCCGGUGAGGGAUCCUCUUCUGCUUUGGCUCACUGGAGGACCUGGUUGUUCUGGUUUUUCUGGUCUUGUCUAUGAAGUUGGUCCACUAACGUUCGAUUAUGAUUCUUUUAAUGGGAGUUUGCCAUCCUUUGUGUUGAACCCUUAUUCAUGGACCAAGGUUGCCAACAUGAUAUUUUUAGAUGCACCAGUUGGCACUGGCUUCUCCUACUCAAAAACCCAAGAAGGUUAUUAUACCUCUGACACAUUAAACGUAAAAGCAAUCUACGCGUUCCUUAGAAAGUGGAUGCUUGACCAUCAACAUUUGGCCUUCAAUCCACUUUAUAUAAGUGGGGAUUCCUACUCAGGAAAGAUUGUUCCCAUCGUUACUCUAGAAAUAGCAUUAGGCAAUCUUGUGCACAAGCCAAUUUUGAAUCUCCAGGGUUACUCGCUUGGCAAUCCAGUAACUGAUUUGCACAGUGAUGAGAAUUCAAGAGUCCAAUAUUUCUACCGGGUGGCACUAAUAUCUACUGAGCUUUAUCAGGAAGCCGUGUAUCUUUGUAACGAUGAAUUCAUUACACCCGAUCCAGAUAAUGCUGAAUGCAUGAAUGCUAUUGCCCAAAUAGCAAAGUGCACUUUAAAAGUAUGUGAUGCGCAAAUUUUGGAGCCAAAGUGCAGUUAUGCAUCCCCUAAACCACAAGGUAGUCUGAAAUGGGGAAAUAAAUUUUUUGAUGACACUCCCAUUGACAUCGCCUCUCCAGUAAGCAAUCGCAAAGAAAAUUGGUGUAGGAAUUCCAAUUAUGUGCUUUCUUACAUUUGGGCAAAUGAUGACACCGUCCAGCAUGCUCUUGGCAUUAGAAAUGGGACAAUCUCAGAUUGGAAAAGGUGCAAUAAAACCCUUGCUUAUGAUAGUGAUAUUGGAAGCACCGUUGUCUAUCAUAAGAGACUUACUAAAAUGGGUUACAGAGGUCUGGUAUACAGUGGUGAUCAUGACAUGCUUAUCCCAUACACCGGUACAAGAUAUUGGUUAAGUACUCUCAAUUUUACUAUAGUCGAUGAUUGGAGACCAUGGUAUGUUGAAGGUCAAGUUGCCGGAUUUACACUGAAGUAUGCUGAUCUGGAAGGAAUUGGAGAUGGUUUGGUUUUUGCAACCGUAAAGGGAGCUGGCCACACAGCACCAGAGUACAAACCUAGAGAAUGCUUUGCAAUGGCUGAUAGGUGGUUUUCCUACUACCUUUUGUAGGAACUAUGAGACAUUGUUAGUUGCUCUUAAAAUUGUUGUACUAAAUUGAAUCUCUUUUUUUUUUUUUUUGAACAAAUUAUAAUCAAAUCUAUCAUACUAAAGGGGAAUGGGGAAGAAGAAUCAUUAGGGACUUCAACUUUCAACCCCUAGUAUGUUCCCAUUAGUACUAAAUUGAAUCUUCAAUGUAUUUGCAUAUGCAUUGAAAUUAUUACCAGAAAAUUUUGUAAUAAUUGAUGGAAGAAUUU
Messenger RNA from Rubroshorea leprosula, 1728 nucleotides. NCBI's taxonomy places the organism in Eukaryota, Viridiplantae, Streptophyta, Magnoliopsida, Malvales, Dipterocarpaceae. The record is from the annotation of a GenBank genome assembly.